CUGCAGCUCGCAUGUGCAGCAGGUGAACGCUGUACCCACAAUGCAAAGCUAUGCUAGCUGGUCCCUAGCAGAGAGAGCAGCCUGCGAGGAAAAACAACAACAGGCUACUUUACGAAGACAGCAGCUGCAUGGAGAGCGACAACAACGACGACCAGGAGUCCACACAUGCAUUUGUAUUCUCGUACACCAAAUGCAUAUUAGCCUUAUAAUGUGAGUACUGUAGCUCAUUUAGUGUUCCUCACCAGCUGAAGUUGCAUUUUAAGGAGAAAGUGUUUGCAGGCUAGCUGGCUAGCUCGCCAGCUAUCUGCUCCUCUAUGUGUGAGUGUCUUCCUCCGGCAGCAGCGGCAGCAGCGGUGCCAUGAACAGUGGACUCCCAGCUUCAGCUGCUCCGCUCGGGGGUGUCGGGAUACCCAAUGUCAAAGUGAAAUUCUGUCGAUAUUACGCGAAAGAUAAAACCUGUUUUUAUGGAGAGGAGUGUCAGUUCUUGCACGAGGAUCCGUCCAUGGCUUCCCUGCACGGAGGCGGCGGUAGCCCCGUCCCGUUGUCCAUGGCCGGGGGUGGCGGGACGCCAGCGGGGUAUCCCCUCGGUGGCUCCGCGGCGGCCUGCCCCGGCGGAGGGACAGGUGUGCCCAAGAAGAGCGAACCGCUGGGGCCUGCAGGCACGUCUCUGGAGGGGCAGCUGUUAACCAUCCCAGGGAUGGAGGGCACAACCCUGAGUGAUGCCAAUCUCACCAACUCUUACUUCAGCAGCAGCUUUAUCGGGGUCAAUGGGUUUGGAAGCCCCGCUGAGUCAAAAUACUCCAUGAUGCAGCGAAUGACGACCAGCAGCAGCUCUCCCAGUCUCCUAAAUGAUGGUGCCAAGAACUUUAGCCACGGCACUCAUGAUCCAGUGAAUUCCCCAACAUCCUCACUGUUCAGUGAUUUUGGUGCUCUUAGCAUUUCCCAAAGGAGAAAGGCUCCUAACCCGGCAGCAAGUGAGUUCAUUCCGAAAGGAGCUCCACGAAUGCCCACCAUGGCUCAGUCCACUGUCCAGGCCUUCCCCUCCCCUAUCUUCCCACAUCCAGGCCUCAGCAGCUCCACAGCUGCUGCACUGGCUCCAGGCAUGUCCCUGUCUGCUGGGUCUUCGCCUCUCCAUUCCCCAAAAAUCACGCCACACAGCUCACCUGCUCCCCGUCGGCGCAGCCACACCCCAAACCCGGCGAAUUACAUGGUGCCCACCACUGCAGCUGACCCGAAUACUCAUAUAAUCCAGAAAGAGACUGUAGGGGGGACCACCUACUUCUACACAGACAACACGCCAGCACCAAUGGCUGGGAUGGUGUUUCCUACCUACCAUAUCUACCCCCCCACUGCUCCCCAUGUGGCUUACAUGCAGCCAAAAGCGAACGCCCCAUCCUUCUUCAUGGCUGAUGAGCUACGACAGGAGUUGAUAAACAGACAUCUGAUUACCAUGGCUCAGAUUGACCACUCAGAAAACCCAGAUGUACCAGCAGAGGUGGACAGCUACCACAGCCUGUUCCCCCUUGAGCCCCUCCCCCCUCCAAACCGCAUGCAGAAGACCAGCAACUUCAGCUACAUCACCUCCUGCUACAAGGCGGUCAACAGCAAGGAUGACCUGCCGUACUGCCUGAGGAGGAUACACGGUUUCCGCCUUGCCAACACCAAGUGCAUGAUGCUGGUGGACAUGUGGAAGAAGAUUCAGCAUUCAAACUCUGUGACACUGAGGGAGGUCUUCACCACAAAGGCCUUUGGAGACCACUCGUUGGUGUUCUCCUACGACUUCCAUGCGGGUGCAGAAACCAUGUACAGCAGACACUUCAAUGACCCAGCAGCAGACUCAUACUUCACCAAGAGGAAGUGGGGACAACAUGAACCUCCCCCUCCACGGCAGCAUGCAGGCCUGCUCCCUGAGUCUCUGAUCUGGGCCUACAUCGUACAGCUGAGCUCGGCCCUGCGCACCAUCCACACUGCCGGCCUGGCCUGCCGUGUCAUGGACCCCAGCAAGAUUCUUAUUACUGGCAAGACCAGGUUACGGGUGAACUGUGUUGGGGUGUUUGAUGUCUUAACUUUUGACAACAGUCAGACGAAUCAUCUUGCCCUGAUGCCACAGUACCAGCAAGCGGACCUCGUGUCGCUGGGCAAGGUGGUGCUGGCGUUGGCUUGUAACUCCCUGGCUGGCAUUCAGAGGGAGAACCUGCAGAAGGCCAUGGAGCUGGUGUCCAUCAACUACUCAUCAGACCUCAAGAACCUCAUUCUGUAUCUGCUGACUGAACAGUCACGUCUUCGCAGCGUCAAUGACAUCAUGCCCAUGAUCGGAGCUCGGUUCUACACACAGCUGGAUGCGUCGCAGAUGAGGAAUGAUGUCAUUGAGGAGGACCUAGCUAAGGAGGUGCAGAACGGACGUCUCUUCCGCCUGCUGGCCAAACUGGGCACCAUCAACGAGCGACCAGAGUUUCAGAAGGACCCAACAUGGUCAGAGACGGGCGACCGCUACCUGUUGAAGCUUUUCCGGGAUCACCUGUUCCACCAGGUGACAGAAGCCGGGACACCCUGGAUCGACCUCAGCCACAUCGUCUCCUGCCUCAACAAACUGGAUGCCGGCGUUCCUGAGAAGAUCAGUCUGGUGUCUCGGGACGAGAAGAGCGUCCUGGUCGUGACCUACUCAGACCUGAAGCGCUGCUUCGAAAGUACCUUCCAGGAGCUGCAGGCUGCUGCCUCUGGCUCUCUGUAGCGCCUCCUUGGGGCCAGGAAUGGGACUGCCCGGACCUGGAGCACACUAUUGCACUACAGGGGGAGGACCAGGCGCAUGGAGAUGACAUCAGCAUGGCGAAGGCAGCGGGGCGGGGCUUCGUGAACCUCAGUCACAUACACUGACCUUGUCCACCAGGAAGGCUUUUUCUAAAGUGUAUUUUUUUUAGUUUUCCUAAACCCCGCAGCUGAAAAAUGUAAAAGGAACAAAAAAAGGACAAACGUGGAAGCUGUGAUGAACGAUUAUGAGGACAUUUUUUUAGAUUUGGGGAACAAAACGAGAAACAAAUCAUGAGGUUUUGAACAUUUUCCUGCUUUUAUUGUUUAUUUCUACAGUGGGGGUUAUUUUUCAGAGGAGGAUGCACUAAGAUUUUAAUUUUUUUGUUAUUUUUUGUUAUUUUUAUGAACACGUGUGCGUGGCCUACAUGGUGUACUGAGAGCGAACGUCACACACACGGACACCAACACCAGAGUAGACUAAGAAUGAAAACAAACAAAAAAAA
This is a messenger RNA of Notolabrus celidotus (New Zealand spotty), 3251 nucleotides long. RefSeq names its product poly(A) specific ribonuclease subunit PAN3 (gene pan3). Gene Ontology annotation, biological process: mRNA processing; nuclear-transcribed mRNA poly(A) tail shortening. Gene Ontology annotation, cellular component: P-body; PAN complex. Gene Ontology annotation, molecular function: metal ion binding; poly(A) binding. The transcript has 18 exons. The record is from RefSeq and is a predicted model, not a curated record. NCBI's taxonomy places the organism in Eukaryota, Metazoa, Chordata, Actinopteri, Labriformes, Labridae. Bases 359 to 2731 code for a protein of 790 amino acids.